CUGCUGCUGGUGCAGGAUUGUUCCGAGUGCUGGGUGACCUGGUGGUCAUGGAGGUAGUCUUGGCAGAAGGGUUUGACGAAGAGGAGCAGCUGGUGAGAAAGCAUCGCAAAGAGAAGAAGGAGCUGCAAGCCAAAAUUCAAGGUAUGAAGAAUGCUGUUCCCAAGAAUGACAAAAAGAGGAGGAAGCAACUCACUGAAGAUGUUGCUAAGUUGGAAGCAGAGAUGGAGCAGAAACAUAGAGAGGAACUGGAGCAAUUGAAGCUUGCUUCUAAGGAGAGUCAAAGAGAUUUUGACGCUGUUAACAUUUCAAACUUGGUUCUUGAGACCCAGCCGCCUCGGAUAUCAAGGGCACAAAAGAGACGGGACAAAAAAGCUGCAUUGGAAAAGGAGCAGAAAGAAAGGAUAGCUGAAGCUGAAAUUGAGAACAUAUAUGGAGCUAGACAUGUGGAAAGUGAAAAACUUGCACAAAUAUUGGCAGCCAGACAGUUGGAAAUCAAACAGAUCCCAUCUGACGGCCACUGCAUGUACAGAGCCAUUGAAGAUCAGCUGAAAGACCAGGCAUGCCCUCUGACUGUAGCUGCCUUAAGAAGUCAAGCUGCCAACUAUAUGCAAAGCCACAUGGAAGACUUUCUGCCAUUUUUAACAAACCCUAACACAGGAAAUAUGUAUACUCCAGAAGAGUUUGGAAAGUACUGUGAUGAUAUCAUAAACACAGCUGCAUGGGGAGGUCAGCUUGAGCUAAGAGCCCUGUCUCAUAUUUUACAAACACCAAUAGAGAUAAUACAGGCAGAUUCUCCUCCUAUUGUAGUUGGCGAAGAAUAUCCAAAAAAACCAUUAAUACUUGUAUAUAUGAGACAUGCAUAUGGCCUAGGAGAACAUUACAAUUCUGUUACGUGGUUGGUGAACAGAGCUCCUGAACCUUGCAGCUAGUGUACAAAGUGUUGCACUGUUAUAUUUUAGUACAGUGUGCUAAUGAGUAUUUAUACCAAGUGGUGGAAUGUUCUAAAUGUUACUGAAAAACACAACUACUUUCAAUCACUUUUAUGGCAAAGCUGCUAAAAGUUUUUAACAAAAAAAGUGUCAGAGACAAACUUUAACCGGUGUCCCCUUAGUGGUAUUUUAAAAACACUUGUAAGUCCAUUGUGGACAACAUCAUUCAUAGACCAAGAUGCAACCCUGUUUGCUUGUAUUUUUAUUAAUAUAGGAUCCUGAACAUUCUGUUGAAAUAAAUCUUAAUGUUUUAAUAAAAGUUUUCAGUAACCAUUUUAAUGUAAUUUUUCUUGAAGAAAUGAAAUUACUCAGUCCCUUUGUCAUUGCAGUAAUGUGGGGAUGGGGGUAGCAAAUUUAAUUAAUGCUUAUAAAUAAACUUCACUGCAGUAACCUUGGUCUUGGAGGGAUUAAUGUUUGAAACUUUUUAUAACCUAUCAAACUACAGCUAAGAAGCUUGUUUUAAUGAUUAAGAAUUAAAAACUUUUUUCAGAUGGGAAUCAGUUGUUACACUUUAAGAAAUGAGACAAACUCAAAAGUAAAUAGGUGUUCUCUAUCAGAUUUAAACUUCCAAAGAAUUACAGAUUAGCCUUUUAUUUGUGUGUAAUUUAAAAUGUCAUUAAUUUGGUACUACUUGCUGUUUCUUCAACUUCUUGAUUAUUUUCAUAACUACACAUAUUUAUACUUGUGUUUUCUCCUUCACUGCUCAGCUGCUUUGCGUUCCCUGCAGCUUUUCCCACUAAGAAGCAGUUCGUGACCUCUCACUUGUUGCCUUGUGCAAGUUGAAGGAGAAGCAGUGUGAAAGUGUCCAAGGCCAAAUAAAUAUACUGCACAUCCUUCCUCCUUUCCACUUUGUCUUAUAAGAUCUUUUUCUUUUUGCUUCAUUCUCUAGGAUUCAAAGAAAGCCUUUUUUUACUUGUUAUUUUGCUAGCCUUUUAAUGUCAUCUUUCCUUAACUCAAGUAUCUGAGAAUUUUUGUAUUACAUAUAUGGAUAAAGUUGAAAGCCACUCUUUUAAAAAAAAAUUUUUUUUUCUUCUUUUUGAU
Molecule: messenger RNA, 2030 nt
Organism: Molossus molossus (Pallas's mastiff bat)
Lineage: Eukaryota; Metazoa; Chordata; Mammalia; Chiroptera; Molossidae
Gene: OTUD6B
Product: OTU deubiquitinase 6B
Exons: 7
Coding region: 48-929 (293 amino acids)
Biological process (GO): protein deubiquitination
Molecular function (GO): cysteine-type deubiquitinase activity
Source: RefSeq, a predicted model, not a curated record